CCUGAAUGCACCUUGACUGGCUGGAGGAGGGGGGGCAGUUUUACACCUACUGUGUGGAGGGUGUGUCCACUCGAGAAAAAACGCCACUGAAAGUCUCUGUCAUUAGGAAACUUUUUUACUAGACACCCCCUCCGGCCGCACGCGGGGCUCGGUGUCCGUCAUUAACCGUCUGGUCUCGUGACAGCGCUACUUCAGGCGGCGGUGGAGGCUUCAGGAGCCCUGGUUUGUGUGAAGGACCGCGGUGGACCUGGUGGUCUCGGGGUCUAGCUGUCAUUCAGCAUGGGGGACGUCAUCUCUAGCCACCUGGAUGAAGCCAAGCGGGACAUGAUCUCAGCCCGAACCGGGAAGUUGAUGGGAGAGUUCGGAUGUCUGUAUGAGCAGCAGUAUGCUGUAUCUCUCUUCAACAAGAUUCGCUUCGACAUCGAGGGAGGAGGUGGUCCACAACCACAGCUGCUGCACCGCAAGAUUCCUCUGGAGAACAAGUCCAUCUUCUCUGGGUCCCUUUUUCAGUACCUGGAGGAGAACAAGAAGUGGAAGAACCGCUUUGUUUUCGUGGCAAACUCCUACAUCAUCAGCUACUAUGACAGCAAAGCGUCCCACGACAAACACCUCCAUCCCAAAGGAACCAUUAACUGUGCCGGAUACAAAGUGCUGACCUCCAUGGAGCAGUACCUGGAUCUAAUCAGCGAGAGCCUACCUGGUGUGAAAGCCAAGGUGGGAAGUUCACCGUUCCUGAAGUGUCUGAGCCAGUUUGCUCUGAUCCUGUGGCAUCCUUACGCCCGCCACUACUACUUCUGUGUGACGACUGAGAAGGAGCAGCAGAAGUGGCACGCCGUCCUCCAGGACUGCGUCAGACACUCAAACGAUGGUCUGUGUGAGGAGGAGAAAGUCCAAACUCCAGCCUUUACUGAUUCAGUGCGGCUCUACAGACAAGCUCAAGGCCACUACGGCACCUGGGAGAUGAUGUGCGGUGUCCCAUCACAGAUCCUGUCCAACUUGGUGAUGGAGGACCUCCUUCCUGAGCUGAGGGAGCUCAUCUCCCCGCGCCUCAAAGGGAAACUCCACGAAAGGCAGAGAAACUGGAUGCUGAUCAGCGAUGCCGUGUACAGUCUGGUCCAGGCUCAGUGCCAGAGUCGGUACGAGGCAGUGCUGGCGAAGUGUGAGGCAGCGCACUCCUCUCUGGAGGCGUCCAUCCGAAAAGACAUGGACCAGAUCAUCACAUCCAAGGAGCACAUCACAAACCAGAUCAAAGCCACGCUCCUCCCGAAAGCUGAGAAGCUGCUGAAGGUCAGCAUCCAGCCCUACAUCAGCUCCAUCUUGGACGCGCUCAUGGAACCCACCAGCCGAGGAUUCUUUGAGGUCCGUGAUCUUUUCUUCAGGGAGUUGGUGGACAUGAGCAAGAACACCCUCAAUAAUGAAAGCAAGGAAACGGUGGCGCAGCACAUGGAGAAGAUCUCCAUGCUGGCCUUCCAUCCAGUGAAGAUGCAGAGCUGCUAUGAGAAGGUGGACCAGCUGAGUCUGGAGGGUCUGCAGCAAAGGUUUGAUGUCUCCAGCCCCUCGGUGUUCGUCCAGAGGGCCCAGAUCCUCAUGAGAAAGCAAAUGGACGAUGCGGUAUAUACGUUUGAGCAGAUGCUCCACCAGACUCUGGAGUCUCAGGGUUGGGAGGAUCUCUGUAAGUCCGUCCAGCGCUGCCAGGACAGAGUCAUCAAGAAGUUUGACUACGACAGCAGCACAGUGAGGAAGCGAUUCUUCCGGGAGGCUCUCCUCCAGAUCUUCAUCCCCUACAUGCUGAAGCAGCUCGGUCCGUCCUGCACCUCUGAACUUCCACGCUUCCAGGAGCUGAUCUUUGAGGACUUUUCCCCCUUUAUCCUGGUCAAUAACAUCUUUGAAGAAGUGGUUCUUCACUCGGUCAUGAAGGACAUCAUGAUGGCUGUGAAGGAGGCAGCAGUCCAGAGAAGACACAACCUGUAUAGGGACAGUAUUGUCCUCAGCAGCAGUGACCCCAGCCUGCAUCUGCUGGGAGAAAACCCGUCCAUUGACUGGGCUGGGGAGUACGGAGGAGCCCCGGAGGAGGCUGAGGGGCCGAGGGGAGACGCUGAGGGGGGUGGGGAGGCCCAGAAGAAGAAGAGGAUGAAGCAGGUGGUGUCCAUGAUCCAGGAGGAAGGCUCCAACAUCAUGCCUGGGGAGUCCUGCUUGGUGGAGUCCAGCAACAGUGCCAUCUCGGAAGAGGUGGACGGAGACGGAGGGGACGGCUCACAUGAUGAUCCUUCCGACCCAGAGGGAUCUGUAUGUCCCAAAGAGCUGGAGAACCCAGAAGACAUGUUGAAUGGUCGGGAUCUAAAUGAAGCCCAACCAGAGGAGCAGCGUGGAGAAGAGGUUGCAUCAGCUGCAGGAGGAGCUCUGGUCCCUCAGGAGGAGGAGAUGGUUGAGGGAGAAACAUCCUCCAACCAGGAGGAGACAUCACCAGCAUCGCUUCCUAUGAACAACCUUCCCUCUGAAGCUCCAGGAGAUUCUCCAGGAGCUUCUCCAGGAACGUCUCCAGGAACGUCUCCAGGAGCUUCUCCAGGAACGUCUCCAGGAGCUUCUCCAGGAACGUCUCCAGGAGCUUCUCCAGGCAUGCCAAAUGGCUCCAUGCUGAAGGAGGAAGCAGCUGAGCAAGAGGAGCAGCGUGAAGAAUAUGUCUUGCUGAAGGUUGAAUCAGCUGCAGAGGGUGGUCCAGUCAUUCAAGUGGAGCUGGUGGAGGGAGAACCAUCUUCUAGCCAGGAGGAGGCAUGUCCUGCACCUUCUCCUCUUGAGGAACUGCUCCCUGAAGCCAGAGAACUGGCAGUGGAGAACCAUCCAGAGGGAUCUCCUGACUCCUUCCAGCCUCCACAUGAUGACAGCGGUUUUCAUUCUCCCACCAAUGAGAUGGUGGAGAAGGUGGCCUCCUCUACGUCUCUCUCUCCACCCUCAGAGGGGCAUCCUGCGGAGGACAGGGAGGCAUUGGAGGACCAGACUCAGAGCCCAGAACAGGUCUAAACCAGUGAUGGAACCCUGACCUGAACCCACUCCUGUAUGGUUUUAGUGUUAGAGGACUCUCCGUGCGCUUUUGUCCUCCUUUAUCACUCGGAUGUUUUUACACCUUCACAGGAGCAUCACCUGCUUCCUCUUCACCUUCUAGAAAUGUGAGCACGACGGCGGCUUUAACCGUGAGCCAGUUUCAGGGCCAGCCCUGCUGGAACUCCUUCCCUGAUCUGCAGUGUGUGGUUUUUAGGAGCAUAUCUGCUGUAACCAGCCGAACGUACCGUUAGAAACUCAGUAAUCAGCUUCUCCAGCCAGAUGUGAAGAUAAAACUGAGCAUUUUCUUUUGUAGUUUUCCAGCAGAAAAGUCGAAAGUUUUUUUCCUCGUCCUUGCAUGCAGUUAAUCGAUGUCAGUGAACCCACCUUUUCCUGGGAAUUUUAGGACUUUUCUGUUUAUAUUCUGUAUAAAGUUUAUAUGAAACCAUGAACUAAACUGUCUGUUUUUUUUGUUUUUUACAUUUUUUUAAAUUCAUUUUAUAAUUGAACUUACUGAUUUCACAUCCUGUUAUUUAUUUUACACCCAUUUUCUGUUUGAUCUGUUUACUUUUAAAUGAACUUGUGUGAUACACAACUAAUUGAUAAUAAAUCAUUA
Molecule: messenger RNA, 3652 nt
Organism: Melanotaenia boesemani (Boeseman's rainbowfish)
Lineage: Eukaryota; Metazoa; Chordata; Actinopteri; Atheriniformes; Melanotaeniidae
Product: protein Niban 2-like
Exons: 14
Coding region: 280-3018 (912 amino acids)
Source: RefSeq, a predicted model, not a curated record